Messenger RNA from Penicillium argentinense, 1485 nucleotides. RefSeq names its product sugar porter family MFS transporter. Bases 1 to 1485 code for a protein of 494 amino acids. Gene Ontology annotation, biological process: carbohydrate transport; transmembrane transport. NCBI's taxonomy places the organism in Eukaryota, Fungi, Ascomycota, Eurotiomycetes, Eurotiales, Aspergillaceae. The record is from RefSeq and is a predicted model, not a curated record. The transcript is spliced from 6 exons. Gene Ontology annotation, molecular function: carbohydrate:proton symporter activity. Gene Ontology annotation, cellular component: membrane.
AUGGGUAGGUCUUUUACGGUCUAUGUGGCCGUGUUGGCGGCGACGGGAUCGUUCCUUUUUGGUUAUGAUAGUGGGGUGAUGACGGAUGUGAUCGAGUCGCCAAACUUCCUGGCCUACUUCCAAACCACGCAGACAUCGGCGAUAGUCGGAGCAAUCAAUAGCACUUUUUCAGGCGGAGCCGUCAUCGGUUCUUUACAAGGCGGGUUGACCAUGGAUCGCUUCGGGCGCAAAAAGACCAUCCAGAUGGGUGCCUUGAUCUGUCUCAUCGGCGCGGUCCUGCAAUCCGCCGCGCAGAACCUUGCUAUGAUUCUGACUGGUCGCAUUCUCGCCGGAGGGGCCGUCGGGCUCAUGAGUAUGUCUGUACCAGUUUACCAGGCCGAGGUCGCGCACCCACGCUCUCGAGGGUUGAUCGUUGGCUUAGCACAGCAGAUGAUUGGAAUCGGAUUUAUUGUUAGCACGUGGAUCGGGUACGGUUCUCUGCAUGCGCCGGAGACCAGCCAGCUCCAGUGGCGACUGCCCCUGGCCUUCCAGGUUGUUCCAGCUCUAGUUUUGGUCAUCGGCAUGAUUUUCCUCCCGGAGUCCCCACGAUAUCUCAUCGAGGAAGAGCAGUACGGCGAAGCAAUGCGCGUGCUUCGCAAGCUGCAUUUCGACGGGACCAACGACGAAUGGAUUGAAGCCGAGUUUUUCGAGAUUCGCCGAACGAUCGAGGCUGAAAAAAGCGUUGCGGUACAGGGGUGGGCCCCCAUGUUCACUGUUCCACAAUGGCGCACCCGUAUGCUACAUGGCGUUGCGGUCCAAGUCUUCACUCAGAUGACGGGAAUCAACGUGAUCGGGUAUUACCAAACCAUCAUGUACAAGGCCCUGGGGUUCACUGGGAAUCGGAACACGCUGGUGGCGGGCCUCUACAACUGCGUGGGGCCGAUCGCGAACUUCAUUUUCGUGGUUUUCCUUCUCGAUCGGGUCGGUCGCCGGCGACCGAUGCUGUUUGGCACGCUAGGAAUUUCACUUGCACUGAUCUGCGAGGCUGCGUUGAACUCGCAGAACCCGGACGGUCAGCGCAUCGGAUACAGCAUCGGUGGCGUGUUCUUCCUGUUCGCUGUAUCGGUCAUUUUCUCCAUGUCGUUUGGACCUUGUAGCUGGGUCUACAUGGCCGAGGUCAUGCCGAUGCAGAUCCGGGGCAAGGGCAAUGCCUUUGCCGUUGGAGUCGGCAACUGGGCGGUCAGCACGCUGUGGAAUCAAGUUUCGCCCAUCGCGCUGGGCCAGAUUGAGUGGAGGUUUUAUUUUGUCUUCGUGGCGUGGAACCUGUGCGUCUCCUUCCCAGUGAUCUAUUUCCUGUUCCCGGAAACUAAGCAGAAGACGCUGGAGGAGAUCGAUCUGCUGUUUGCCCAGCGCAUAGAGCGAAUACCCGACGAGAUGACGCAGAGGGAGAAAGAAGAGGCCGGGGUCUCGGCGAUGAAUGUAGAGAACACGAAGCUCCACAAUUAG